This is a messenger RNA of Chlorella variabilis, 1188 nucleotides long. RefSeq lists its product as hypothetical. The coding region runs from base 1 to 1188 and encodes 395 amino acids. The transcript is spliced from 11 exons. The record is from RefSeq and is a predicted model, not a curated record. Lineage: Eukaryota; Viridiplantae; Chlorophyta; Trebouxiophyceae; Chlorellales; Chlorellaceae.
AUGGCCGACAUUGUCAGCCGGGCCGAGGCCACGGCCCGUGGCAAGCAGGACCCGCAGCCCAGCGAGAAGGCUCCCCCACGGCCAAGCGACAUGCCGUCCACGCCCUCCAAGGGCACGGGGCGCACCGACGUGAGCAUCCGCUCAGAUGCCAAGGAUCGGGUGCACCUGGAGGUGGAUACACCCAAGGGAAGGCGCGGCGCCGCCGCUGGCUCCGGCUCCGGCGGCUGGCCGCGCGAUGCUGAGGAGUGGAAGCGCCUGCUGUCCAAGGCGGCCCCCUGGCUGGCCGCCGCCGCCAUCGUGGCCGCCGCCGCCAUCGGCCAGAGCCAGCGCGAGAACGGGGAGACCGUGGGCGACAAGGCACGCCGCGGCCGCGACCGCGCCGCUGCCGCCGCCGAGGAGGGGGCUGAGGGUGCCAAGCGCGGCUGGUUUGGCUUCAAGGCAAGCCCGGGGCGCCGCACCGAGGGCGCCGCCGAGAGCGCCGGCGACAAGGCGCGGGAGGCCAAGCGUGCCGCCAGCAGGAAGGCUGAUGAGGCCAAGGGCGCCGCCAGCCGCGCGGCGGAGGCCGCCGCCGACACCGCCCGCGGCGCGGCGGGGCGCGCCGCCGGGCGCACCGUCGAGGCCGCCGAGGGCGCCAAGGCGGCCGUGCGGGACAGCGCCGAGGGGGCCAGGCGGGGCGCCGCUGACGUGGCCGCCAGCGUGAAGGAAGGCGCAGAGGGCGCCGCCGACAAGGCCGCUCAGAAGGCGGAGACUGGCUUCUUCAUGUGGAAGGAGGCCACCAAGGAUGUGAAGGAGCAGUACCACCGCAAGAAGGAGGAGGCAGCCCGCCUGGCGGCCGAGGCCGCCGAGGGCGUCAAGCACACCGCACACGACGUGGCCGAGGGCGCCAAGCACGGCGCACAGGCGGCGGGCCAGGCGGCUCACGAGGCCAAGGAUUGGACCAAGGCCAAGGCGGGGGACGCCGCUGACGUGGCGCGCCGCGCCGAGCACGCCGCCGAGGAUGCCGCCUACAAGGGCGUGAGCAAGGGCGUGGCCGAGGCGGGCUCCGCGGAGGAGAAGACUGGCAAGGCCAUGAAGGAGGCCGGCAAGCGCAUCGAGAAGCAGGGGCGCGAGACCAAGCAGUACUACCGUGGCGAGUCGGUGGACCCCGAGGCCUCCCCCAAGAAGAAGCGCUGGCUGUGGUUCUGGUGA